Molecule: messenger RNA, 756 nt
Organism: Emys orbicularis (European pond turtle)
Lineage: Eukaryota; Metazoa; Chordata; Testudines; Emydidae
Gene: PRSS57
Product: serine protease 57
Exons: 5
Coding region: 1-756 (251 amino acids)
Biological process (GO): proteolysis
Molecular function (GO): serine-type endopeptidase activity
Source: RefSeq, a predicted model, not a curated record
AUGGGGAAUACCAGCCUGCUGCUCCUUGUGCUCAUCCCGGCAGGUGCCCUGGGGAGCUGGAUUAUCGGGGGGAAGGAAGUGAAGCCCCAUUCCCGGCCCUACAUCGCUUCCAUCCAGCUGGAUGGCCGACAUGUCUGCGGGGGAUUCCUGGUCUGGCGCAAGUGGGUGAUGACGGCGGCUCACUGUGUGAUUCCCAGACAUUCCCCCGCCGUGCGCGUCGUGCUGGGGGCUCACUCCCUGAAACACCAGGAGGCCUCUCAGCAGAUCUUCAGCAUCCGGGAAUCCGUCAUGCACCCGCACUUCAACGCCCGGACGGUCCACAAUGACAUCCGCAUGCUGGAACUGAACAAGUCGGCCACCUUUAACCAGUUUGUGAAGCGGAUCAGCCUCCCCCGACCCAACAUCGACCUCCCUCCUGGGGUCGUCUGCAGAGUGCUGGGCUGGGGUGACACCUCCAAUUUUGGCACCAUCCCCACCGAGCUCAGGGAGACCAAGACGACCAUCGUGGACAGGAAGAUCUGCAAUGCGCUGUGGGUGGGUCACGUCAACAAGGACAUGCUGUGCGCCGCCAGCCUUAACAGCACCCUCCAGGGGGUCUGCUCGGGGGACUCCGGGGGCCCCCUCAUCUGUGGGGGCAGAGUACACGGCAUAGUCUCCUUCUCCGGGCAGCGGUGUGGAAAUCGCAGGUACCCAGACAUCUACACUCGGAUUUCCAAGUACAUCUCCUGGGUCCACGACGUACUGAAGCGCUUUUAA